Molecule: messenger RNA, 2878 nt
Organism: Rubroshorea leprosula
Lineage: Eukaryota; Viridiplantae; Streptophyta; Magnoliopsida; Malvales; Dipterocarpaceae
Source: the annotation of a GenBank genome assembly
GCUCUCUCGCUGAGAACAGAGAACGGUACGGAUCCUUCAGCCUUUCACCUUCCUGCAAUUCCUUUCUGCAAAACCCUUGUGUAAACUUUAAGGAAAUCUAAAAUUCCAUUUUUUUCCCUUUAAAAAACCCUAAUUUCUCCCAACCCCUGAAAAUCCCUAGCACUGUAUGUAACAGCUCUCAUAAACCCUAAAAAUCUCUCACCGUUUCAUUUCCACUGAUGUAAAACCCUGUUUCUAAGCUUCUUGGCUUCUGGGUAUUUCCCUGUUAGGAGAAUUUUGAUUCAAGUUUUGAUCUUUCUGGGUUUUAGUUUAUGGCGACAGGGACAAUAGGUGGUGAAGAAUCGAUGGAGGAGCUAAGGUGGGCAGAGAGUAACAGCAAGGUCUAUACCAGGAAAAACCAGAACGAACCAACCAGAAAUCCCCUCAGUCUCCCUCAGUCCUCUCAACAAAUGCUAGCUACUACCACUGGUACUGAUGACAAUACCUCCUUUCAUCCUCCGCAGGCCAUUGAUAAUCUGGUGUCAGAUGAUUCGUCAAGUCUCAAUCUGGUACAGCCUGGUGUACAGGACGUCAUUAAUGGGAAUGGGACAUCUCGGUACGUUAAAUUUGAUAACCUUGUUAAGAUUGACUUGAAUUCCAUCAUGAAGAGUGAGGCUAUAGGUAUAAAGAGGAAGCUAGCGAGUGAGCUUGAUCGGGUUAGGAGUUUAAUGAAGAAACUUGAAGCCAGAGAAGCUCAGUUUGGCAGUGAGCAUACCGGUUCACAAUUUUCACCGAAUGAGAUUGUUGAUAGGGGUGGAAGUUUCGUUAGAGUGAAUUCUGGGGUUGGUUCUGUUGACUUCUCAAAUUCACAGCUUCAUCAUGGACUUUCUGCGUCAGUAGCAGAAAAUUUGACCAUUCAUGGUAAUCAAGGUUUUGGUCUUGUUGGUAGUGGUGGUGAGUUUGUGGAUAUAGAGAAGAGAACGCCAAAGUUAAAUCAAUAUUGUAAGAAUUCAGAUUUUGUGUUGGGAAAGGGAAAGCCGAUGCCUACAGAGAGUAAAAAGAAGUUGAAACCAAAUAUAGGGAAGAACAAUGCGGAUAGAAUGGGAGGUGGAUUUGGACCAGAUAACAGUCAGUUGUUUAAGAGAUGUAGUAAUUUGUUAGGGAGGUUGAUGAAGCAUAAAUUUGGUUGGGUGUUUAAUUCUCCAGUGGAUGUUGAGGGGCUUGGGUUGCAUGAUUAUUAUUCAAUUAUUAAGCAUCCAAUGGAUUUGGGUACAGUGAAGACUAGGUUGGACAAUAACUUCUAUAAAUCGUCCAGGAAUUUUGCAGAGGAUGUCAAACUAUCGUUUAGUAAUGCAAUGUUAUACAACCCAAAAGGGCAGGAUGUGCAUUUUAUGGCAGAGACAUUGUUGAAGAUGUUUGAAGAAAGCUGGGCGGCUAUAGAGGCUGAGUGCAAUCUUAAUAGGAGGUAUGAAAUGGGUCAUGAUAUGGUUUUGCCGAUUCCCAAUCCAAGGAGAUCUUCUGCACCUUCUUCAGCUCCAGCUUCUGAUGCUCCUCCUCCUCCUCCUCCACCACCACCAUUAGAAACUCAGGGUUUCGAGAGAUCAGAAUCUAUGACGAUGCCUGUUGAUCCCAAGACAAGAUCUAUGAAGUUGGCUCAUUCGGGUAGGACUCCAGCACCGAAGAAGCCCAAGGCAAAGGAUCCUGACAAGAGGGAUAUGACUCUUGAGGAGAAGCAGAGACUGAGCAUAAGCCUUCAGAAUUUGCCUUCAAAUAAACUGGAGAGCAUUGUCCAGAUUAUUAAGAAGUGGAAUCCAGCACUUUUCAAGCAGGAAGAUGAGAUUGAGGUGGACAUUGACAAUUUUGACACAGAAACACUGUGGGAACUAGACAGAUUUGUGACCAAUUAUAAGAAAAACUUGAGCAAACAAAAGAGAAAAACUGAACUUGCCCUGCAAGCCAAUGCCGAAGUUGACCACAACAUUCAGCAGAUGAAUCCAGCACCACUUGCUGCAGAGGCACCAAAAGCAGCUGAAGCAGUUGAGAGGAUUAUUCCCUCAUCAUCUCCUGUUCAAGCAGAAAGGCAAGACAAUAACGUUGGUAGAUCGAGUAGUUCAAGCGGCUCCAGCAGGGAUUCUGGAUCUUCAUCAAGUGGUGAUUGCUAAAUUUUUUCUAUGUUCCAUGUUAUGGUUUACAUACACAUAUCAGAUGUUUUUCAUUGUUGUACUUCAGUGCAGACUCUGACAGUGAUAGUUCCUCUGGAUAAUGUUGGUCAUUCACCCGGGAUUUGAAAGGACUAGACUGAGGUAGGAGCCACUACCUUGGCAACAAGGUGUUUCUUUUUUUUUUUUUUUUUUUUGGUUCCCUUGUUUCUUACAGGACUUGCAGUUUGUAGGGAUAUUAAAUAGUAGGUUUUUUUUAAAGCUUAUCCAGAUGCUCUUAGCACACAUUCUACAUCAUGUGAAGUGUAUUACAUGCAAUUCAUUGAUUUUGUGAUCGCUUAAGAAGGCUUCUAGGUUCAAUCUGCUUGAAAUGGUGACAUUUUACUUUGCUCUGUUCUUCAUUCUAGUGAAGGCAAUUUACCAAUUAACCAAAAGACGUGCCAAGCAACUGAUUUCUUCAGGUUCAAGCACAAAAACAUAAGGCAGGGGUGACAAUGCAACUUUUCAUGAUUAUAUUUCCCUUUACUUUUCUUAGCUUUUCCAAGGAUGGACCUUGUAAGAAUGGGUAGAGUCGUUGGUCAUGCCUUUGUCCAUCAGCUCUAGCUUCCAGAAACCUCCUUAAUGCCUAUUUGGGACGCUUUGAUGGCAUCUUAGAAGCUUCCAGGGUUCAGUUUGCAACUUCAGUUGCAUGUUUUACUAAGACCGUGUUAUAUACAACAUUUGCACAUUUUAAUCUUUCU